GUUCGAAAUCUCCCUUCUGUUUUGAAUGAGUGGUCAGUUCGAAUCGAAGGAACCAGGAACGUACCCUUAGAGUAAUAAACUGAACAUCGAACAAGUCUAAACAAGAAUGUAUGAUUAAACAAUAACUUACGCAAUAGUUUCUUCUUGUUCGUGCACUAGUUCGAGAUGGAGGCUGGCAGUCAUGCGCGCGUCAUAGUUCAUUUGGACAUGGACUGUUUUUAUGCCCAAGUAGAAGAAAUAAGGAAUCCAUCUCUUGCUGGACAACCUCUUGGUGUUCGUCAGAAAAACAUUGUAGUUACAUGUAACUAUGAAGCUCGUGCGUUAGGGGUGCGCAAGUGUAUGUUAGUGGAAGAUGCUACUCGCCUCUGCCCCAACAUUUCACUUGUUGUUGGAGAAGAUCUGGCACCAUAUCGACAUGCCUCAGCACAAGUGACUGCCAUUCUUCAACAGUUCAGUCCUCUGGUGGAGCGACUUGGUCUUGAUGAAAACUUUGUUGAUGUUACUCAGCUUGUCAACAAACGAUUAGAGCUGCGCAAGGCAAACUAUGACAGUAGUGCGGGUUCAGCUAUUGAGGUGGACAAUGAAGCUGUCCCUUUUGUCUUUAAUGAUGAUUAUGGCUCAUGCUGCUGUGGCUGUAGAGCACGCUUGAUUGAAGGAACACAAGUGGCUAAAGACAUGCGUGAUAGAAUUAGGACUGAACUCCAAUUAACAAGUUGUGCUGGAGUAGCUCAUAACAAGUUAAUGGCAAAACUAGUUUGUUGUACACACAAACCAAAUCAGCAAACUGUAGUAUUCCCCGGACCUGCUGUCAGAGCUCUCCUCAGUAGCUUACCAAAUAUCCGCUCUCUUCCUGGAGUUGGGAGUCGCACUGCAGACAUAUUACAGGAGCUGGGUGUCACAAGUAUGCCAGAGCUUCAAGCUCAUCCUCUUCCUGCAUUAAAGGGAGCCUUGGGUAGCGACACUGCUCUACGAUUAAAAAACAAUAGCUUAGGUGUGGAUGAUUCUGAAGUCAAAGCCUCAGGAAAACCAGCAUCAAUAGGAAUAGAAGAUGGUUUUCGUCGAGUAAGUCUGCAAAGUGAAGUGAGGGAAAAGCUCAGUACUUUGCUUACUCGUCUUUUAAAGCUUGUGGAAGAGGAUGGUCGCGCACCAACGACAAUAAGAGUAACAGUGCGCAAGUUAGAUCGAUCCAAGGGGACCACACACCGUGAAAGUCGUCAGUGCAAUGUAGCUAGUCUUCAGGCUGAGAGAUUGAUGACUACUGUAAUGAUGCUAUUUCAUCGUAUAGUUGAUAUAAAUCAACCAUUCCAUCUUACUCUCUUAGGACUAGCAUUUACAAAGUUUCGUGCUCGUGGUAUUGGAAGAGGGUCAGUAGCAAGUUAUCUUGUGCGAGAUCGUGACCUAUCAGUACAAACCUUAACCAACCUAGAGGGAGAGGGAAGUGGUUCCUCCAUCAUCAGGAUACCUCCAUCUCUUGUACCCAAUGAGUCUGGUUCAGAGUCUGAGCCAGAGCUGGAACCUUCUCCUAAGAAAAACCGAGCAGAUAGCUGGCGCGGAAGAGACCUUAUGUCACCUAGCAAGCUGAGAGUUUCUGAAAUGUGCCUUGCAUCACGAUCACCUAGAACUUCAAUAGAUGAAUCAGUUCUCAAGGAAUUACCACCUGAUAUAAGAAUGGAGGUCUUGGAGACAUAUGGUUCUGACACAAGCGAAUCUACUGAUUGCUCAAUGGACUGUGCAAGUGAUUCCGAUAGAUCUCCUAGAAUUAGGAGUAGUCCAGUCAGGAUAAUUGAUGCAAGACCCUCAUUGAAAUCGACUGAAAAAGUGAUGGGUAAGUCAUCUGACGUAUCAAAUGAGAGAGGUCCUGACAAGCCAUCUGCUGGCCCAUGUGUUAGUGAAGCAGCAGCUAGUGGUACAACAACAACAAGUGGUCCUUUAUUGAGGGAAUUGCCCAGUGAUGUUGACCCAGUAGUCUUUGAACAACUACCUGAAAAUGUUCAAGCGGAUUUGUUACGAUCUUGGCGUCUAGAGAAGUGGCACCCGAGCAAGUCAAAGCAGAAUUCCAUUCUACAAUACAUGGUCACAAAUUCAAAGUGAUAGGAUCUUAUCUAGGUAAUAACUUGAUCCAAUUUUUUUCAAUUGUGAUUAUUUUAAUAUUUGACCUCAAAUAUUAAUGAGUGUGAUAAGAGUGAACUGUCUAGCUCUUUGAUUCAGUUUUAAUUGUGUAUACAAUACCCCCUUAACCUUUGCAUUUUUGUGUAAGUCAUAAAUGUAUGUAGAGCAUUCACCCCUCAAUGUGCUCUCUGACUUUUUCCAUUCUGUAUUGUGAAUCAUUUUUGUAUACUUUUCAAGUCUCCAUAGUUCAUACUACCUCAGGUUUUCUUUUUCUUUUUCGCUUGGUUCAAUUCCACCUGUGUUUGAAGAAGGCUUUUGUCAUGAGACCCUAAUAUGCAGUUUUGUUGAAUUGCUUAUGUUAACACUACAUUUUUCUCAGUAUAUCAAUCAUUAUUUUGUUUCAAUAUGGUGAAAGAAGACAUUUAUAUUUUCUAUCUUUGACAAUGACUUGUAAUUCAAGGAGUUUAAAGUGCUAUUAGUGUUUGUACCUGACAGAAUAAUAUAAAGCCCCAAUUUUCUACAAUGUCCAGGCUCAUGUCUUUUCUGGGCUGCUCUAAAAGUGAUUUUCCAUUUUAAUCCUUGGAAUGUGUAUGAUACAUACAGAAGGAGGUGAAAAAAGCUUAUCAGUUCUGCUCUGGGCAACUGUGCCUUUUUCAUUAGGUAAUUUUAUCAAAAAUUACAUUUUCAGAACCAUAGAACAGCACAAUAAGGAGAUGGAUAUUCUAGAUAUAUGGUGAUGGUUUGCAUUUAAGCUAAUAUUUAUGUCUCAACUGUUACUUGUUUUACUUUUCCUGUGUUCUGUUAAUUGCUCUUCCUUGAACAUGCCGGUGAAGGUUAUUACUGAUAUCAGUAUGGUUUGUCUCUCCCAAAGUAUUACUCUUUUAUCCUUUUUGUAAUUUUAAAGGAAACUCACAUUUUUGCUGAAGAGAGCUUUCGGUAGUUCUGUUGUACGUGACUAAAGGUAAACAAUUAUGUUCAAGGCCCAACAUUGGAUUUUCUUGUAAACUUCUAUUUUUGUUCAGGUCUGUUUUGAUAGUGAUUACACAGUACAAUUAUAUAACUUACCUAUUAGUUGAUCAUUGUUCAUGAUAUGUGCAUGAGUCAAUCAAGUAUUUUGUGCCUUAAUGUCAGUACUAACAUUGGGUUUCAGUCGUGAGGUGAUAUAGGUUUUGUAUCUAAUUCUAUAAUUUUAUUGUAUAAAAAGCUCAUUUCAAAAUGAAAUAGUUGUGUUUUUUGGAAUAUGUGUAGUAUUUCAAUUGUUAAAUAAUUAAAGCUGAUUCAAAAUUAAAUCAGAGUAUUGCAGAAGGUUCAUCUUGUCUCUAAUUAUGUCAACAUAGAGGGCAGGAGCACAUCAUUUUCUUUUUGUAAAUACCUUACAAUCUAUUGUGACUCUCUAGUGUCUAUUAUCUUUCUCCUUAUACUAAGAUUGUAGAACCAUCUUGUAUUACAUACAGAAGUGGAUGAGAGUUCUACUGUAGUCAGAGUGUAUUUAGUAAGUGGUUGAACCUAUGCAUAGGUGGCUCACCCUUUCACACCCUUUGAGAGCCAAUAGUCGCAAAGUGUGUUGUCUAACUUGUUGUAAAAUCCCUGUAGCUAUUUUGCUUGUAAUUGAAAUGAACAUGUGUGCCUGGGCCAUACUAUUAAAGAUUAUGGGUGAAAUUAAUGAGGAUAGGGUAAGUAUUGCAAAUGGGUGGGCUUCUUUAAGAGGAGCAAAUUGAAUUUCCAUUGUCUAUCUGGUAUAUGAUAUAUAGCCCAUUAUUAGGAACAAUUAUUGUGUAUGUGCAUCAUGAAGUUAAAUGAUCCAUUCCGCUAAGUAAGCUACAAGGCAUACAAGUUUCAGCAAAAGCAAGCAAUUAUGGCUUGAUAUGGGUGGCGAUGCUAUGCAUCAUGUGAUAAACUCCAUCAUCCAUGUUUGUUUUACUUUAUGGACUGAUACUUAUUUAUUGUAAAGUAUGUUUGUACAUGCUUUGUCAUUAUUUUGUACAAGAGUAAAUAUAUUUUUUUUACACCAAA
Molecule: messenger RNA, 4122 nt
Organism: Frankliniella occidentalis (western flower thrips)
Lineage: Eukaryota; Metazoa; Arthropoda; Insecta; Thysanoptera; Thripidae
Gene: PolI
Product: DNA polymerase iota
Exons: 3
Coding region: 166-2091 (641 amino acids)
Biological process (GO): translesion synthesis
Molecular function (GO): damaged DNA binding; DNA-directed DNA polymerase activity
Source: RefSeq, a predicted model, not a curated record